This is a messenger RNA of Pyricularia pennisetigena, 1038 nucleotides long. RefSeq lists its product as uncharacterized. The transcript is spliced from 2 exons. The record is from RefSeq and is a predicted model, not a curated record. NCBI's taxonomy places the organism in Eukaryota, Fungi, Ascomycota, Sordariomycetes, Magnaporthales, Pyriculariaceae. The coding region runs from base 1 to 1038 and encodes 345 amino acids. Gene Ontology annotation, molecular function: catalytic activity.
AUGUCAACCAAAUCAGAGACAAAGACCCUGCGCCUCGGCACUGCGUCGCCCUCGCCGGCGGCCACAACAGCCGAGACGCUCCUGGUGGUUGACCGACUGGCGACCCUUGCCGCUGACCAAAACGUUGAUCUCCUGCUCCUCCCAGAGGCAUUCCUCGGCGGCUACCCACGUGGCACAUCGUUCGGAAGUGUUAUUGGAAGCCGCUCGGAUGAGGGCCGUGAGGAAUUCCGCCAGUACUUUCGCGGUGCUGUCGAUCUCGGCGACGUCAUCGGCGAGGGCGGUGCCGGUGCCGGAGGCAAGUGGGUGAGGCGAGAACUCGACGGGGAGGGCGAGGCCAGGACCCGUGGCGACGGCACGAGGGAGAAGCUCGAAGACAUCGCUCGGAGGACCGGCGUCUUUGUUGUUGUCGGGCUGAUUGAGAGGGCCGGAGGCAGUCUCUACUGCGCCGUUGUCUACGUUUGCCCCGGCUUGGGUAUUAUUGGAAAACGAAGAAAGGUCAUGCCCACCGGCAGCGAACGCCUUGUAUGGGCCCAGGGGUCUCCGGCCACACUCCGAGCAGUCACAACGACAAUUCGCGGCGUCCGCCUCAACCUGGCAGCCGCUAUCUGCUGGGAGAGUUACAUGCCCAUGCUCAGGCAGGCGCUCUACCAGCAAAACAUCAAUCUCUACCUCGCCCCGACGGCCGACGGCCGCGACACGUGGCUGUCCCUGAUGCGCACGAUCGGGUGCGAGGGGCGGUGCUACGUCGUGAGCUCCAACAUGUGUGUACCAUCCAAGGGUAGCGAUGUGAGCGAGGGUGAAGCCUCGACCGCGGAGCAGCCGUUCGUCUCGCGCGGCGGGUCGUGCAUCACGGGACCCAUGGGCGCUGUCCUCGCCGGGCCUCAGUGGGAGAACCACCAGGACAUUAUCUACGCUGAUGUCGACUUUGAGGACUGUAUCAGAGGGAGGCUGGACCUGGAUGCUGCAGGAAGCUACUCGAGAAACGACUCGUUCAAGUUUUUUGUCGAGGGGCUGGACAUGAGCCCGUUGCCUUAUUGA